CAGGUGUGGACAGUGCCACUAGCCUAUACACGGAUAGGCAAACGCAAGGCGUAUGGAUGCAUUAGUGGAGAGCCAGACAGACAUUCACUGUUGUAGAAUGGUACAUGGGACUGAUUAUUGAAUUAAGUUGAGUGGCUAGCUGGGCGCACCCUUAUUUUAAUGACUUCAAGAACUAAUGGCUGAAUACAUCACUCGCCUGCCAUGAGACCAUCCUAAAAGCACAACUUUAUCGAAAACACAACUCUAUCGACAUAUCCUAUGAAAAAUGGGUUCCCGAUCUAUGUGUGCACGCCAUUCAGGGGGUGUGGUGUGAACACACUCGCUCCCGGUCGCGCUGGUGUGUGUGUGGUGAGUGGAGCGAACGCAGCACAGAGAAAGCGCACUCAAAGCUCGCGCAGGCAACGGAAAGUGGGGAUAUAGUGCGCGGCGGCAUGGCUUCGUCUCACGGGAAAAACGAACACCGGUUCGCCGACUGGAUGGCGAAUUUACCGGAGAGCAUGCACAGCAUCCCGCUUACCAACCUGGCCAUUCCAGGUUCCCAUGACUCCUUCAGUUUCUACAUAGACGAGUCCUCUCCGGUGGGUCCUGAGCAGACUGACGCUGUCCAGAACUUUGUGUCGGUCUUUGGCACGGUGGCCAAGAAGCUGAUGCGUAAAUGGCUGGCCACUCAGACUAUGAACUUCUCCAGCCAGCUGGAGGCCGGCGUCCGCUUCUUUGACCUGCGCAUUUCCACCAAGCCCCGGGACCCAGACAACGAACUCUUCUUCGCUCAUGGCCUCUUCAGCGCCACUGUGAGAGAAGGUCUGGAGCAGAUCAGCUCCUUCCUGUCAGCCCAUGCCAGAGAGGUUGUGUUCCUGGACUUUAACCACUUCUACGGGGUUCAGAACCUGCACCAUGAGAAGUUGGUCUCAAUGCUGAGAGACGUGUUCGGGGAGAAACUUGCCCCCGUCGUCUUCGCUCAGGAGGUGAGUCUCCAGUACCUGUGGGAGAAAGACUACCAGGUAUUGGUGUUCUACCACAGUCCUAUGGCCCUGGAAGUGCCAUUUCUAUGGCCUGGUCAGAUGAUGCCUGCUCCCUGGGCCAACACCACUGACCCUGAAAAGCUGAUCCAGUUCCUCCAGGCCUCUGUGGCUGACCGCAGGAGGAAGGGAACAUUCUUCGUCUCCCAAGUGGUCCUCACACCUAAGGCCAGCACCGUCAUGAAAGGAGUAGGCAGCGGAUUGAGGGAGACCAUUACAGAGAGGGCUCUUCCAAGUAUGAUGCUGUGGAUCCGGGCCCAGAGGCCAGGAGAGAGCGGCAUCAACAUCAUCACAGCUGACUUCGUAGAGCUGGGAGACUUCAUCAGUGCUGUCAUCACGCUCAACUAUCAUAUGGAUGAUGAGGAGGAAAACGCCACCUGAGACUGAAAGACAGGGGGUGCCAAAGAGUUAAGUCCUCAGCUCAGUCUCACUUUCUCUUUGGUGUCCAUUUUCAGGAGAGGCUUUCCUCUGACUUAUUAUAUAGGGCUAUCAGAGUUUACAGAGGAAGAGAGAGAGAGAGAGAGAGAGAGAGAGAGAGAGAGAGGGAGAGAGAGGAGGGAGAAGGAAACGUUAAGAUAGGAGGAGAAAGAAAGGUGGAGAUAGGGAGGAUGGACUUUGGUGCUCGUUUAGAGCGCCGAAAGUGAAUGAGAAAUGUUUGGUUUUAUCUGUUUUGGGGUCAAAAGGGCAAUUGGUUUUUAACGACGCUUCGCUUGGCUUCGCUUCAAAUCUGCUGUAACGAUAACUGCUUCUAUCCUCCAAUCCCACAAGCUCGUGUUUCUGGCAUUUCCAUUUCUUGUGAGGCUUAAGCUAGCUUAUUAGCAUAUUCUACAGACAUAAAUGUUGUUCGUAUUUCAGUGACAGUGAUGGCCAACCUACAUCAAAACUCAUUUUCAUUGGUGCCAGUAAUACAUCUGAUUGUCGUCAACCUGAUUAGCAUGUCAACUACUCACACAUGGCUGUAGAACUUACUUCCGAUGAUGGAUGGAUGGAUGGAUGGAUGGGUUGAUUGAUUGAUGGAGCUUCCCAAAUAGUUAUUAUAGUUUUUCGAUCUCUUUCUACAUUUAUUGACUAUUUUGUCUCUGUAUCAGUCCUGUCACCACAAUGCGUAAAUUGAUAACUUCUUACAGUACAUUGAUUUAGCUCCUAGACCACCUGUAACAGCACUUUCCCUAUGUGACAGAUUGCCAGACAGAUUGAUAUUUGUGUGUCUUUUGAUUGAUUGCCUCUCUCUCGAGUGCCCUCUGUUGGGUAUUGCAGAUCAGUAUUUCCCAACCCUGGUCCUCAAGCUCCCCCAACAGUACACAUUUGUAUUGUAACCCUGGACAAGCACACCUGAUUCAACUUGUCAACUAAUCAUCAAGUCCUCAAUGAGUUGAAUGAGGUGUGUUUGUCAAGGGCUACAACAAAACUGUGGACUUUUUGGGGGUACUUGAGGACCAGGGUUGGGUAACACUGUUGUAGAUGACCAUAAAACAGGUUUAAUUUCAUGUUUCUCACAAUGGCUUGAUAUCAUUCUAAUCUCAUGUAGGUGUCUGUUGUCCUGAAAUAUUCACCACAAUGUUUCUUUUCUUUUUUUAAUCAUUUAACUUUUCUUCUUUUCAGUUACUUGUAUAGGAUAUAAUAGAAUAGUUAUCUGUUGCUUUACUAUUACUCGUGUGUUUGCCUGCUUAAUUGCAUUCAGUCUAGUAGAAAGAUGUUUCCCUUGCUUUGCUCUGCACCUAUUCAGGACAAACUGUAAAUGCUCAACUAGGAAGACAAAUUAUAUUUGAAGUGGCACUUGCGGCGUAGUGAAGAAUACAAUACGUAUCACAUUUUCUUUGCUAAAAUUUGUUUUGCACAUUAUGCAAGAACUUCGCAUAUAUAUCAAAAGCUUUGCCUCAUUUCUCCCCCCCAAAAAAAUGUUACGAUUAUUGUUGCAUCUUUUACAGAGAAUGUAUUCUGAGAAAUUGUUAUGUAAACUAAUGUUUAUUGUGAACCAAAAAAAGGAGGAAAUGUUACAUUUUGAAUAUGUGAAUGUUUGUCCUGUAUGAAAAUGUGCCAUUUCCAACUUUUUUCAUUGUGUGUGUGUGUUUUUAUGUAAGAGAGGGACAGACAGACAGACAGACAGACAGACAGACAGACAGACAGACAGACAGACAGACAGACAGACAGACAGACAGACAGACAGACAGACAGACAGACAGACAGACAGACAGACAGACAGACAGACAGACAGACAGACAGACAGACAGACAGACAGACAGACAGGCAGAGAGACAGGUAGAUAGAUAGAAAGACAGAGAGUAAGGAUUUAAUUGAGUGUUUGUAUGUAUUGUGUGUAUUGUUCAGAAGUGUGAACAUUUUCAUACAAUUUGUAUGUGUCAAUGACUUCAUCCUUAUGACUUAAUGUUAAAAUAUAUUUUAUAUCAUGUGAAAAGUUUGUAUAUAAAGUGCAAUGGAUUUACUGCCAUGUAAUUGUAAAUGAAAAUGAAUGCCAAGAACUAUCCACAAGAAAGGCUUCUACAGAAAUAUCUCAGUUGUAAUAACACACAAAUAUAUGGCCAAUACGAGUUUUGUCCAUAUCUCUGAAAGUCAAAUACACUUCCAAAAUAUAUUUUUUGUAAUUAAUUAACUAUGUGCAGGAAUCAAAAUAUAUUUGUAAAUAUAUUUCUUGUCACUUAGUGGAUUAAUACCUUUUGGAUGCUAUCCUAACCUGACUAUAGCUACUUGAGUUGUUUGUGUUCAUCUCAAGUAAGAAAAUACUCAAGACCUUUAAUAAUUAUCACCAAAAUGUGUACACUGCACUGCAAACAUGAUAAGUUAUGAUAUUCAAUAACAACAGCAAUUAUAUUUAGUUCCAAAUAGGUAAUGUCCAAUGUUUUGCUUAAACUCUGAGACGGUAAUAUACCUAAGAAAUAAACUAUUGCAAUACACAGUGUAAAAAGACACCUACAUACAUGUAUUUACUUAUAAAGAUACUUAUAAAGUCAUCUAGUGUUGACAUAAUUAUACCCUCCAUAUUGUAGUCCUUACCUUUCUGUCCAUUUUUGGUGUGAUGAGUCCAUUGCUGUAAAACUGUUGUAAAGACCAAACCUUGUGCGUUACAAUGAAACUGAUUCUGUUCUAAGUGGAAGAUGACUAAUCAAAUAAAGCUUCUAAGCCUGUA
Messenger RNA from Salmo salar (Atlantic salmon), 4164 nucleotides. It is a transcript of the gene plcxd3, whose product is annotated as phosphatidylinositol-specific phospholipase C, X domain containing 3. The record is from RefSeq and is a predicted model, not a curated record. Gene Ontology annotation, cellular component: synapse. Gene Ontology annotation, biological process: lipid metabolic process. Lineage: Eukaryota; Metazoa; Chordata; Actinopteri; Salmoniformes; Salmonidae. Gene Ontology annotation, molecular function: phosphoric diester hydrolase activity.